Molecule: messenger RNA, 1408 nt
Organism: Capsicum annuum
Lineage: Eukaryota; Viridiplantae; Streptophyta; Magnoliopsida; Solanales; Solanaceae
Product: calumenin-A
Exons: 7
Coding region: 91-1116 (341 amino acids)
Cellular component (GO): endoplasmic reticulum
Molecular function (GO): calcium ion binding
Source: RefSeq, a predicted model, not a curated record
UAUUGGCCCUUAUCUUGUAACUGCCCCAACAAGUUUUUAGAUGAAAGGAAGAAAAACUUGUCAGCAGAGUGAUCAUAGUAGUACGAGAAAAUGUCGAAGGUGGUGGUUACUGCCAAAAUCACCGCCUUCAUCUUUCUCGUUGUACUAUUCAUCAAAUUGAAUGUUAAUAAUAGUGCAUAUUAUUACACCCCUAAGGGCUUGAGCAGACGAUUAGGGCUCAAGAUUCGUGACCCCAUUUUCGAUCCUCUUGUUGCUGAAUUGGAACAAAAGCCUAAAGAAAAAAAGAACAAUAAUAAUUCUAGUGAGAGAUCGCGUAAGAAGGAGGAUGAUAAGUAUUUUGAUAAUGAUGGGAGGUUGAAAACAACUUUGAGAUUGAUGGUUUUGUUUCCAAUAUUGGAUGUUGCACCUAAAGAUGGAUUCAUUGAGUACAAAGAGUUGAAAGUUUGGAAUACGCAACAAACGAUUGAUCGAUUACAUUAUAGGACAUGGAAAGAAAUGGAAUUUCGAGAUAAGGAUGGAGAUGGAGCUAUUUCUUUCUCUGAAUAUUUCCCUCAAUUUACCAAUGAAGACAUAGAGAGAAAUGAGACAAGCCACGGAGAAGCAGGAUUUUGGAUGAAACAGUUCAGAAAUGCUGAUGCUGAUCGAAAUGGAACUCUAAACUUAUAUGAAUUUAGAGAUUUUAUGCACCCUGAAGAUAGCAGGAAUGAAAAUAUACAAAGGUGGCUGUUAAGAGAAAAAAUUAGGCAAAUGGAUGUAAACAACGAUCAUAAGCUAAAUCGAUUGGAAUUCAGUAACGGUGCUUAUAAUAUUUAUAAGACGUACCUUGAAUACGAAACUCAGGGGGGCAAUAUACCAACACCAUUUGAAGCAUUCGCCAAGCUUGAUUUCGAUGGGGACGAAUUUCUGGGAGUGGAAGAACUGAAACCAAUUCUGCAGUAUUUGUGCCCUGGAGAACUCUCCUACGCUAAAGUCUACACCACUUAUUUGAUUCGAGAGGCUGAUGAUAACAAAGAUGGUAAAUUGUCGUUGGAUGAGAUACUGAAUCAUGAAAGUAUUUUCUAUGAUACUGUUUAUGACAAUGGAAGGAAUGAAGAUGUUUUCCACGAAGAACUCUAAUUUUUGGAUAUUAUACAUGUUAGCUCAAAGAGGCAGUUAAUUAUUUCAACUCGAGCCAUGAGGUCAAGUCAGCUGAUCCUAGUUCAAGAAGCAGUUAAUCAUAUUAGAGGAAGCUAAUUAAUUAAUUAGUAGCGACGUUGCAGAUAGUUGAAUGCUAACUGAAGAGGGGAAAUUAAUCUAGUUACUAGCUACUUUAAUUACCAUGCAUUUAGCAGUAGCUAAUCGUGCUUUGUAUGUAUAUAAUACAGUUAACCUGUUUGAUGAAUAAUAAUACAGUUAUAAACUUCUCUAA